UUGCCUUCGAGUCGGUGCGGCACUGACCGAAGCGAACUUCUCUCUUCGUACUGGAUACAAAAUACUACUCGCGCUCGGGUCUCCCUAUUCUCCACCUGCUGGGUUCGUCAUUCCACUGUGCCGUGCCUGUCUUCUACUUCUGGUUGUUGACACACGGUAACCCGAACCAACACCCAAAAGGUACCGAAGUUUUGCCCUUCCUACUCCCCUGUGUACCUCGUGCCACUGUGGGAGAGAGUGGAUGCUCCUGUCGUUCUCCAGGUGUACUACCAACACAGUCUAGAUAGUAAUAUCACGGGACGACGCCGGUUCCGCAUCGUUGCCGGAAACCAUUCGGAGGCUAUUGGCGACGAUCGUUCCGAACGUUCGAUUCCGGGCAUCCCGUUCGAGUUCACAACAACACUAGCAACAAUCAUAGCCACGACACUGGAUAGAGACCACAUGAGCUCGCCACGCCGUCGCAACUCGGGCACGUCGAGUUCCGGAGUCACGACGAGCAACCGGGCCCGACGCGCUCCACACAACCAGCCACAUUCUCGCGACAAUGAUUCCUACUACUACACCAUUCCGGCGGGUCCUCCGGCGUCACGGGCUUCGAUUGCCGAUUCCUCGCAUCCUUCCGUCUCGUCGGACAUUACGUUGACGGAUGGCUUGGAAGAGGAGGAGGACGAGCUCGACGUUCCCGUGGAGGCCGCCCCCGUGGGGACACUCGCGGAGACACCGAGAAACGGUCGUCCGGCCGUUGCCGACGCGGACGAUGCGAUCAACACCUCCGUCUUUGCACCGACACCGCCCUCCACGUCACUCUCGCAAGCUUCGCUCAUGGAGUAUUCCGACACUUCGGACGAGUACACGCGUGGUGCACGAGCCUACCCACAAUCACGCUUUCAAUCCGCCGAAUCCCCGUCUCCCACCCGAACCCAUCCCAAUCGACUCGUACGCUUUUCAUCUCUCACAUCGCUCGCAACGGAUGUGGAACACGGCGAACAAGCGUCGACCGGACAUACUCCGGAACGGAAUGCCGCCGGAUACACGUCUAACGAUCGCACGCCACGAUCGUCACCUCCGGCGCACUGGAUGGAGUCGUGGGCCUACAGUUUUCGUUCCCCCGCACCACAGCAGCAGCGUCAUCAUCAUCACGGUGUUUCCCCCCGGCACCGCCCCACGCGUUCGCACAGCACGUUGGAAUACCCCCACCACGCCAUACCUACACAACUCUACCACGCGGCGGCCUACGAUGGAACCGGAGUCGCCGAUCCCACGCCCAGACAACACCCGUUGCUGUAUUCGCAACCCCAAGACAGUAACGAGGCGUCGCCUUUGUUAGCCACGCAGCACAAGACGCGUGGGACGGCGACCGCGGCCGCCAACGCUAGAUCGGUGCGUACCAAAAGCACCGAUUCGGGCGCGUCGCGGUCUUCGGAGACCUCGCGAGGACGACUCCGCUUUACCAAGCCUCUCUUUCCCGGUGAUCGCCGGGCGAUACGAAUGGCGGCCGCCUUUUUGGAAGAUUACCAGCACAACCGUCCCCCCACACUCAGUUCGGAGUUGGCCACUAUUUCGGACGCUCAACUGGUGUGGGUCCAGUACGUACACCACGGAUGGAUGCCCUGGUUGCGCUUUCUCGCCAGUGCUGCACUCUUUUUCAGUAGCGGAUUCGAAGGCUUUGAGCCGGACGUUGUGCCAGAAUAUGCCGUGCCACCGCGCGCUGUUGCCACCGUGCUGAAUUUAACCGCACUGAUGGUGCUCUUUUUGGACGUCUACAUUCGUCACGUGAUACUUUACUCGUACGACUCGUUGGUGGAGACCGGUGCCGGUAGCCACCGCCACAACGUCUUGCAUCGCGUGCGGCAAUCCCGCUCUCUUCAGCUGGUCCGUCCCUUGAUUGUCUUUGGCACGGUCCUGGUGUGCGAAAACAUUUCACGCAUUCUGAUUACCCGGGACGAACCCCAUAUGGUCCUUUUUACCAGUGUCUUUAAACCGCUCGUGCUCUUUUACGUUUCCAGUCAAGCGCGUGAUGCCUUGGAAGCGGUCCGACGCAUUUCUCGCAUUGUUCUGCGGGUACUGGUUAUGGAGCUGCUCCUUAUUCUCUUCUUUGCCGCCGUCGCCGUCCGUCUAUACGGGCACACGCACGAAGGCUUUGCUGAUUUGAGUACGUCCUGGUUCAGUCUCUUUGAACUCGCUACGACCGUUACCAACCCAUCCUUGUGGAUGCCCUUGUACAAUGAUUCCAAGACGGCCGCCAUUUUCUUUGUCCCCUUUGUUGUGGUCACGACGUUUUAUCUGCACAGUCUCGUGCUGUCGGUUGUCUUUUCCACCUACAUACAAGCGGCCACGGCCAUUCACGCGCGAUCGACCUUGGAUCGCGAAGACUCCGUCCAGCUGGCGUACCUUGCUCUGCUCCAACAGCAACAGCGCAACGAUGAAGCCGCAAUGGCGUCAUCGCGACGACGCAAAACCCAAUCCGCGACGCACGCACCGGGAUCGGCGCCACCAAUACCGGAACCGCCCGCAGCGGUCUCAAAGUCGGACAUGAUUGACGUCCGGUUGGUUCGAGAAACGCUCAAAAAUCUGCGACCGCACUACAACGCGAUGAAGAUCAACGCUUUGGUGGAAAUCGUGGAUCCCUCGAACCAGAAAAUUGUUGAUUUUGCCACUUUUCGGACUAAAGUCCGACAGGCGCUGAAUGCGUCUGUCCGGACGGCUCGGUCCGCGACGACACUGGCGCUGAGCGUGGAAUUAGUCGCGGUCGCGGUAGCCAUCGUUAAUUUUAUCUACGUCAUUCUGGUCUCCUCUGCGUUCAACGUCCACUGGUUCAACGAAAGUCAACAAAUGUUGGGAUCUUUGAUUACCGUGGUGGCCACCUUUGAGCUGUUGAUUCGCUUCAAUCCCUUGCGAAUUCCGGAUUUUACACCGUUGACUCGACUGAACGCAACCUUCGAUGGUCUGGCCUUGAUGGGUGCCGUUGUGUCGACGGUAGGUAUCGUCAUGUACGUGACCAGUCAAGGUGAAGAAGCGUCGUUGAACACCAUAUUGAUGGGACGGGCGAUUGAUAUGAUUCGAAUCAUGCGCUUUUUUCAAAUCUUCCGGGACGUUGUACGACGAUCGUCGGACGUCAUUCCCGUCUUGGUAGGCCCGUUGAUUCUCGUCCUUACCACUUUACACGUAUUUGUCUAUACUGGUAUGGCCUUGUGGGGCGGUGCCAUUCACGUGGGAACGUACGAGGGUGAUAUUGUGGAUUUGUACGAUUUGAACAAUUUCAACUCCUACCAGGAGGGCGUAGUAUCCAUGUUCAACGUGUUGGUAGUCAAUGAUUGGCACGAGCUUGCACGAGUCUUCACGUUCGCGGACCGAUGUGCGAGUCCGGUGAUUGUCUACCCUUUCUUUAUUUUGGGGAACCUUCUUGGCGUUUCUAUUGUGCUCAAUGUUCUGACAGCCUUCUUCGUUGAAACCUUUGUAACGAAACUGGAUGAUAAUGUGGAUGGAUCGACAGACUUGACCACGGUACAGCGUGAGCAGCGCGACUUUUCGAUACAAACGAGCGAAAAGCAAUCGGUACGACGAAUUGCGUCCAUGUCGAGCUUGUUGGGUGCGCGCAAGGCUUCAGGGAGUCGUCGCCGAGCGCAGCGUGUCCCGGAGAAGCCCAUCGACCGUGGAGAAGACGCUGAUUCGGAAGCCAGCUCGGAAAGCGAAUUGUUUGAAUUCGAUGUCUACGAGCGCGAAGGAGUCGAUAAAAUCAUGCAAGCGGUUUCCGGCGGGGCCAACUCGAAUGAGUUUGCGCGACAGAUUUGUGGCUAUUUGGAAAUCUUCGAGACUCUGACGCCUGGUCGUGAGACUGUUGGCUAUCUUAUUUGCGAUCAACAAACACUGGAGCGCUACGGAAAUCGGCGUUUCCAAACCAAAGCCGAUGGAUUUUUGGGAGAAAACGAGCUACACGCGGUGGUGAGCGACGUAAACUCGGAGCUAUUGGCUUUGUCAUCCCGUCCCUCGUUCGAUUUGGACCGAUCCCUCGUUCGAACGUUUCCACACCACAGUGAUCCCAAUGUUUCGCUGGAAAUUUCUGCAUCGCUGUUACGGCGACACCCGGCUCUUUCCUUGUUUGUCUCCAGGACGGUUGACCCCGCUUUACAGAUCACAACCGAAAAUGCUGCUCCCGUCGCAAAUUGA
This is a messenger RNA of Phaeodactylum tricornutum CCAP 1055/1, 4167 nucleotides long. RefSeq names its product two-pore calcium channel. Gene Ontology annotation, cellular component: membrane. NCBI's taxonomy places the organism in Eukaryota, Bacillariophyta, Bacillariophyceae, Surirellales, Neidiaceae. Gene Ontology annotation, molecular function: monoatomic ion channel activity. The record is from RefSeq and is a predicted model, not a curated record. The transcript has a single exon. Gene Ontology annotation, biological process: transmembrane transport; monoatomic ion transport. The coding region runs from base 442 to 4167 and encodes 1241 amino acids.